This is a messenger RNA of Oryza sativa Japonica Group (Japanese rice), 3411 nucleotides long. Its product is annotated as aquaporin NIP3-2-like. Gene Ontology annotation, cellular component: membrane. Gene Ontology annotation, biological process: transmembrane transport. The record is from RefSeq and is a predicted model, not a curated record. Gene Ontology annotation, molecular function: channel activity. Lineage: Eukaryota; Viridiplantae; Streptophyta; Magnoliopsida; Poales; Poaceae.
AAUGGAAGUCAGGCAGCCAAUAAUAAAUCGCAUUCAAAUGGACUUCGUUGGGUUCAUACAUCCAACGGCUUCAUAGUUUAAAGACCACAAUUAAUCAGUUUGCUUGUUCUGCAGCCUAGCUUUGUUUUCUGCUGAUUAUUGUAAAUUAAGAAUUAUUAAUCACCUGAUUCUGUUAGUACAGGCACAAAUAACGCUGUCACCCGCAGGACUUGAACUGAAAUUGGGAUUCAAGUUUUUAAGUUACAAAACAUAGUAAACUCGUAUUUUCUUCCUUUAUUAUAAGGUUAUAUAAUCACACGUGCUUGAUAUAUUUUUAUUCUGGUGUUUUCACAAAUAUUGUUUCUGCUGGAUAGGUUAUGGGUUGGAUGCUGAUAUACUAGUAAAAGAGUUGAUUUAGAUAAGAAAGAAAUUACAGUACUCUACAAACAGGCAAUUCUUGCAAGUUAAAACAUGUUGAUCAGUUCAUAUGCAUAUGAUCCAUAAUUCAAUAUACCAUUCAAUAUCUAUGGCUUGGUUCAAGAGAAAGUGUUGUGAAAUUUACACUCCAAUACCUCCAUACAUGCAAAAAUAUGAUGUGCCAUGAAUCUUCCUUACAUUACUAUCAUUUUUUAAAAAAAAAAUCCUUGGAAUAUGCACAAGAAUAUAAUCUAUUUGAAUAUAUGCCUUCGUCACAUCCAAUCAAACUCUUCCUGGCAGGAGGCCACAAGACAAUGCAGGUAAAACACUGACUCACCAUUAAUCUCCUUGUUGAUACACUAUCUGAUUAGCUUUUCAUCCAGAUAUUCCUCAUCAUAUUCUCCUAGGCUCUAGGCUCAGACAAAUGCUUCCAAUGCAGCACUGGACUUUGGUGACUCCUUGUUUGGACUAUAUAUAUUCAACCAAUCUCUAAUUAAUAAUUUUAUCCUCUCAUUAAACACCUUAUAAAUACCUGUUUUGUAACAUGAAUGAAUCUUCUUAAUCACCACCAUGAGAAGAUCAUUGUCAGUGUAGCAUUUCAGGAGAAAGUAAAGUGCAUUAUUAACAUUGCUGAGAGAUUAACCGAGAGAUAUGGCUGAGAACAUGGUGAUGGUGAGUAGUAGUGAUGAAAAUCACAAUCAAGUGGCCAUCGACUUGUGCUCGGCGUCGCCGGUUGACCGGAGCCUCUCCGCCGCCGCCGGCGGCAGCACCACCCCGAGAUCACCGGGCUUCUCCAUGGUGGUGGUGCCGGUCGAGUCGCCGGAGAAGACGACUGGCAAACCUCAGACUGACGAUCAUGAUCAGCAGCAAGGGCGUGCCAAAGAGGUGCCACUUGUCAAGAAGGCUGCGGCGGAGUUCAUCGGCACGUUCAUCCUGGUCUUCACGGUGCUGUCCACCGUCGUGAUGGACGCGCGGCACGGCGGCGCCGAGACCCUCGUCGGCGUGGCGGCGUCGGCGGGGCUGGCCGUCGUCGCCGUCGUCCUCUCCGUGGUGCACAUCUCGGGCUCCCACCUCAACCCGGCGGUGAGCCUCGCCAUGGCCGCGCUCGGCCACCUCCCGCCGGCCCACCUCCUCCCCUACGCGGCGGUGCAGACGGCGGCCUCCCUCGCCGCCGCGUUCCUCGCCAAGGGCGUGUACCGGCCGGCGCGGCCGGCCGUCAUGGCGACCGUGCCGGCCGCCGGCGUCGGCGCCGGCGAGGCGUUCGUCGUCGAGGUGGCGCUCACCUUCGUGCUCGUGUUCGUCAUCACCGCCGUCGCCACUGACCCGAGCUCGGCAAGUGCUCAAUCUUUAAUAUUUUUCAUCUUUUACCGUGCAAUUGAAGAGAAUUUUGGUCGGAUAAUUUCAAAUUUGGAGAUAUUUGGAAUUUACUCUAUUUGAGUAAAUUGCGCUUUGCACCAGGUAAAGUGCAUCUAGUUUCACUGUAUGAAACAAAUCGAAAUUUUAUCAAAUUUUAUAAAAUAUGGAUGAAACUGUAUGAAACGCGGUCUAAAUUAAAAAAAAUCACAAGUUUCUCUCAUGGUUUAUAAGAUUUUUCAAUAGUUAUAUGACACAAUCUUGUGCAAAAUGGAAAUUAUUUUGAUAUACUUGGUGCAAAGUGAAAAUCUAUAUUACUAAAGCUAAACGGGUGAUUGAAUCGUACUCACAUUGGGAGGGAGAACCGGAGAUGUUCUAGAGAAUACGGGAAAAAAAAAACUUCAGGUGGGCACACACCUAGCCCUGACACCCCAUUCGCGUGCGCCUGUCCAUGGCAUCGCUAACCACAAGCGGGUCCAGCUGAAGCCCAGGAGCCCCGAUAGCCACCUGGGCCUUUUGACCAUAGCUAGGUUUGCUAGCAACCUAGCUUACGCACACGCAUGCAUAUAUGCAAUAUAUGAGAAAGAAAUAAUGAACUGAAAAACAGAAAUCUUAAGUGGGAGUUAAAAAAUUAGCACACGCCCCAGUUAACACCCUUCCAAAUUUUGUGCUUUACAAGGAAUGUCUUUUAUUCCCUUUGAGAGCAAUAUUUGACAUCUCCUAUUCUAAUAGAGAACUGCUACAUAUACCAUGAAACCUCUUACGAUCAACGUAUGAUGCAUGUGGCAAAUGUGGGGCCCAGCAUGUUUCCAUAGCCCAAUCAUACGCAUGCAAGACAUGAUCGUAAAAAAAUCGUACCUAUUCUAUCGUAUGCAUAGCAAUUUCCAUUCUAAUAUUAUUGUCAUCCAUUCAUUAUUGUUUUCUCCGUAUUUAAAUAUAUGACAUUGCUAAGAUAUGGGCAUAAUAUUAAACAAUCCGGCACUAAAGAAAAACUAUAAAUACUUUAUUCUUAAAUAUUCUAUAUGCGACCACACAUAAAAGACUAUUAAGUACUUCUUCCGUUUCACGAUGUAAGUCAUUACAUUGUGAAACGGAGGGAGUAGUAUAUACAGGCUAUAAAAUAGAAAGCGUGUCAGGCACGCUAACUUUCUAGUAUAUAUUAAACCUGGUGCAAAAUGAAACAAGAAUACAUUCUACCCGGUGUAAAGUGGAAUUUACUCAAUUUUGUUUGAAUUUGUGCAGAGCAAGGAGCUGGUGGCCAUUGCGAUUGCUGCAGCGAUCAUGAUGAACGCUCUCGUCGGAGGGCCGUCGACGGGGCCGUCGAUGAACCCGGCGAGGACGAUCGGGGCGGCGGUGGCGACGGGCGAGUACAGGCAAAUGUGGAUCUACCUCGUCGCGCCGCCGCUCGGCGCCAUCGCCGGAGCAGCCACUUACACUCUCAUCAAGCCCUAAUCUCAUCUUAAUUUCUUCUCAUUUCUUCUUGUAGAUGGUGGUGAAUGUGUUCUUGUGUAGUAUUAAUAUUAAAUUAGUUGUAUUUUUUCGAUUGAUUCUAGUAUUAUGAAUGGUUGGAUUCUUACAUUUCAGCAUAACAUUGAUGAGCUAGUUAGUGGUGAUAUGAUAAUUACAUGCAUAACCAAUCUCAUAAUGCAUGCAUUUAUAAUC